Molecule: messenger RNA, 1520 nt
Organism: Vigna angularis (adzuki bean)
Lineage: Eukaryota; Viridiplantae; Streptophyta; Magnoliopsida; Fabales; Fabaceae
Product: E3 ubiquitin-protein ligase At1g63170
Exons: 5
Coding region: 131-1222 (363 amino acids)
Source: RefSeq, a predicted model, not a curated record
GUCAAAUUCAAUUUAAACACCAAAUCAAACCAAUCUUUUUUUCUUCUGAUUCCAAAGCUUCGGUGUGAACUGUUCAAAAGAUCCUUCUCAGAUUCAAUUCAACAAAUCAAAACAAAAUCUCACAAACCAAAUGCAAAACUCUACUGAAUCUUCUCCAGCUUCCCCCGGGCCGGUGGACCCGGUGCCGUUCCUCCCUCAAAGCCGCCACGUCGCCCGCCGUGUGCCACUACGAACAGCGACGAGGUUCUUCCGACGCGCGAGCGGGCGGCGUCUUAUGCUGGGAGAGGCUUCGGUGCGCGUGCGGGAAGCAGCCGCGGCCGAGGUGGAGGAGCGGCAGAGCGAGUGGGCGUACUCGCGGCCGGUGGUGGCGGUGGACGUCCUAUGGAACACGGCGUUUCUGGUGAUCGGCGCGUCGGUGCUGUGGCGGAGCGCUGCGGAGGAGCCGAGCGUGCCUCUCAGGACAUGGAUUUUGGGGUAUUUGGUGCAGGGAAUGAUCCACUCUCUCUGCGUCCUGGUUGAGUUCCGAAGGAGAAUGACGAGUGGGACCAAUUUCAGUUCCAAUGUGCCAAACCAUGUUGAAUGGAGCUUCACUUCUGAAAGUGACCAAGAGUUUUAUUAUUACGAACCCUCUCUCCAGGGUGAUGAAAACUGCAUCAUAAAAUACAUAGAGUCGGCAAAUACCAUGCUUUCAUUCAUAUGGUGGACUGUUGGAGUCUACUGGGUAACUCUUGGUGGCCAGAGUCUGACAACGGAUGCACCUCAGCUUUACUGGGUCUCUAUCGCAUUUCUUUCUUUCGACGUUGUCAUUGUACUGAUCUGUGUCGCUGUUGCAUGCCUUAUUGGUAUUGCUGUUUGCUGCUGUCUACCAUGCAUCCUUGCUCUCCUGUACGCAGUGACAGAUCAGGAAGGGGCAACGAAGGAAGAGAUUGACCAGUUGCCAAAAUAUAAGUUCAGAAUAAUAAAAGAAGGUGAUAUUGAAGAAUCUUCAAGAGGAAUAAUGAUCGAAUCUGAGAGUGAGACAGCCACAGAACAUGUUGUUGCCUUAGAAGAUGCAGAAUGCUGUAUCUGUCUCUCUCCAUAUGAUGAUGGUGCUGAAAUCAGAGAACUUCCUUGCAACCACCAUUUUCAUUGCGCAUGCAUAGACAAAUGGCUGCUAAUCAAUGCUACCUGCCCUCUCUGCAAGCUUGAUAUUUUGGUUGGUAACCACCAUCAUGAAGUUUGAACAGGUUCCUUUUUUCAUUGCAUUGAUUAGUAGGAAAACAGAGCCCUUUUGACAUCGCUCUGUUUUCUGUGCUGUGUAUAUUUCUCCCUUAAUCAUGUUGGGAACAGUUUGUUUCCAGCUAAAUGUGCAUUAACUAUUAAGACCAUAAGCCCUCUCACUUCAGCUCAUGACAUGACCAGAUAGACACGAUGCCUUAUUAGGAAAAUCGUAUUUAUUGCACAAGGUUUCACACCUGUUCUGUAUAACUGUAUCUUACGAUGACAAGGUCAUGGAGGCCUGAAUGAGAAUAUCCAAAUUC